This is a messenger RNA of Etheostoma spectabile (orangethroat darter), 3021 nucleotides long. Its product is annotated as integrin-linked protein kinase. The coding region runs from base 350 to 1708 and encodes 452 amino acids. Gene Ontology annotation, cellular component: focal adhesion; stress fiber. Gene Ontology annotation, biological process: protein phosphorylation; cell-matrix adhesion; integrin-mediated signaling pathway. Lineage: Eukaryota; Metazoa; Chordata; Actinopteri; Perciformes; Percidae. Gene Ontology annotation, molecular function: protein serine/threonine kinase activity; ATP binding; protein binding. The transcript is spliced from 13 exons. The record is from RefSeq and is a predicted model, not a curated record.
UCCGCCGCCUGUAGGAGGCAGGAAGUUCUCCCUCUCCACUUGCCACUGAACGUUACCACGUACGUACGGCGGCGGUGAGGGUGUGGACGUCCCACAGCAUUCAAUCUACUGGAGACAACAUAACGCUUCUAAUAACUUCUAACCGCAUUACAGCGCAACAGGCGAAUAUACCCGGAUUACUGUGACUGGGUGAGCGUCUCUGAUUGUGUCCCUCAUUGUCUCAGAUGAGGGACUGAUGCUGGCCAGGACCCUGCUGAACCCCUCGGGUCGCCUCUCUCAUCUGUCCCAAUUCACUUCUGCAUCUACUCCCACGGGUGCACGUUAAGAGAAGGAGAAUACACCAGCCAAAAUGGAUGAUAUAUUCACACAGUGCCGUGAAGGCAAUGCAGUGGCAGUUCGCUUAUGGUUGGACAAUACAGAGAAUGACCUCAAUCAAGGAGAUGACCACGGCUUCAGCCCUCUCCACUGGGCAUGCAGGGAGGGUCGCUCCAGCGUGGUGGACAUGCUCAUUAUGAGAGGGGCUCGCAUCAACGUCAUGAAUCGUGGAGACGACACGCCUCUGCACCUGGCCUCCAGCCACGGACACCGCGACAUCGUGGGAAAGCUGAUCCAGUGCAAAGCAGACACCAAUGCAGCCAAUGAACACGGGAACACACCACUGCAUUAUGCCUGCUUCUGGGGCCAAGACCAAGUGGCUGAGGACCUCGUGAUGAAUGGGGCUCAGGUGAGCAUCUGUAACAAAUAUGGGGAAACUCCCCUGGACAAAGGCAAACCCCACCUGCGUGAACUCCUCAGAGAAAAAGCAGAGAAAAGCGGACAGAACUUGACUAAGAUUCCCUUCAAGGACACGUUCUGGAAAGGGACCACCAGAACUCGACCCCGCAAUGGCACUUUGAACAAACAUGCAGGCAUUGACUACAAACAGCUCUCUCUCUUGGCUAAAGUAAAUGAGAACCAGUCUGGAGAGCUGUGGCAAGGGCGCUGGCAAGGAAAUGAGAUUGUUGUUAAGGUGCUGAAAGUUCGUGACUGGACCACAAGGAAAAGUAGAGACUUCAAUGAGGAAUAUCCCAAACUCAGGAUAUUUUCCCACCCGAAUGUCCUACCCAUGUUGGGAGCAUGUCAGUCUCCUCCCGCCCCUCACCCCAUCAUCAUCACACACUGGAUGCCUUAUGGCUCCCUCUACAACGUGCUGCAUGAAGGCACCAACUUUGUGGUGGACCAGACGCAGGCAGUGAAGUUUGCCCUGGAUAUUGCUUGUGGAAUGGCCUUCUUACACACACUUGAACCCCUGAUCCCUCGCCACUAUCUUAACAGCAAGAGUGUCGUGAUAGAUGAAGACAUGACAGCCAGGAUCAGCAUGGCAGAUGUCAAGUUCUCCUUCCAGUGUCCUGGCAGGAUGUACUCGCCUGCAUGGGUAGCCCCCGAGGCCCUGCAGAAGAAGCCAGAAGAUAUUAACCGUCGGUCAGCAGACAUGUGGAGCUUUGCUAUCCUGCUGUGGGAGCUGGUGACCAGAGAAGUGCCGUAUGCUGACCUCUCCAACAUGGAAAUAGGCAUGAAGGUUGCCUUGGAGGGUUUGAGGCCCACCAUCCCACCCGGCAUUUCGCCCCACAUUUGCAAGCUCAUGAAGAUAUGCAUGAACGAAGACCCAGCAAAGAGGCCUAAAUUUGACAUGAUUGUGCCGAUUCUGGAAAAAAUGCAGGACAAGUGAAAACCCUCCCCUACCCUCCUGUAUUGAACCGUUGAAUUAGGGGAUAUCUCACCCUUGAAUAUCACUCUGGUAUGGUGGUGUGGUGCUUACCAAUAUUGCCUUAAACUCUUACUCUACUGCUGCAUUCAACGCCACUGUAGCUUCUGCUUCUGAGAUGAACUCAGCAGCAGUCACUUGUUUUUAAGUUGUUGUUCUUCAAUGUGAUAUGAAGUUUUUAUUAGUGUCUUCAUCUUUGUCACUGACUUGUUGAGGCUGUCUUUGCAAGAGCUUAACAUUGACUGUUAAUUUUCUGAACUGUUAUCACGUGGACUGAGUACCAUUGUCUUCAAUCGUCUAGACUGAAUAACCUGUGGACGUCAGCAUGACAGUCUGCUGCGCUGCUUCAGUUGAUUUAAGGCCUUAUUUUUCUUAUCUGGAGUGGGCUCUCUAUUAAAAAGUCACCCUGAAAGAAAACUGCUCCUCUAUACUGGUGGCUUUUAAUCAAACAAAUAACAUAUUAACUCAAAGCUUGUCUUGUGGGGGAAAACAUAAUGUUUGUUGUGUUGUGCAACAAACUGUAUGCAACUGGGAAAGCAUGACAAAUGUCUGAAACCAAGCAUUCAAACAACAUGUAAGAUUAUGAAUAUGUUUAUGAAUGAGUGGUGCCUGUGAGAGUACUAAGCAGUAUUGUAUCUUUCAGCUUGUCGUAAUGUUUAGAGCUUGACUUGAAAAUGAUGUAAAACUGGCCAUAGAAACCUUAUUUUUGGUGCGGCAAAAAUGCCAGUGUUGAUCAUUUUAACUUUGGGAAAAUUACUUUCAAAGUGAAUUGCAAGGUUGUUGAAUGUCUUGUUAAUUGCAAUGAUGUAAUGUAACUGAAUUACUCAAAUGUCUGACUGUAAUCUAGUUUAUUUUCGUUAUUUUCCCUUCAAAAUCUUAACGGUUGUAUUAUGUUAGCUGUACUUUUCAACAAAGAGUAUAGUGUCCUUUUCAAGAUGUCUAAAAAAUCUUUGUGCUUAACUCAAGUGUUAUUUUUAUGUUGCAUACUGGCAUGCAUCUAUGUAAUCUGCCAACAGAAGGUGACUUGGACAUUGAGGGGCGGUGUAGACAUUCUGCAAACUGUCAUAUUGUUUUCUCACUUGUUUUUAUUGUUUUUGUCCUCGACAUUGCGUCUGACUUUAUAUCAAUCUCAUGGGUUGUUUCUUCCACCUGCAUCAUCUAUGUGCCUCCACCAGCUUGCUUUUUUGUGCAGAGUCACAGUUUGAAGCCAAAAUCAAGAAUGACUUAUACAAAUGUAUGUAUUUAUAUAUAAGUAUAUUAAAAUGAAAAAAUACUGA